Molecule: messenger RNA, 1714 nt
Organism: Astrephomene gubernaculifera
Lineage: Eukaryota; Viridiplantae; Chlorophyta; Chlorophyceae; Chlamydomonadales; Astrephomenaceae
Source: the annotation of a GenBank genome assembly
AUUGCGUAAGCAAAGACGCACGUGUCGGUGGAGUUCAUCCGCACAUCGCUUGCAGCAAGUACACGGCGUACUGAGCCCGCCAGACUUACCAUUAAACCCCACGAAUGCAUCCAACUUACACCGGUUCCGUGACUUCGUUGGCGGCGUCGGCGACGUCGUUCUCCACCACCAGCGGACCAUCGCCAUCGCGGUCACUAUGCUCGCCCACAUUGCCCGCUCGACGUCGCCGCCGUACCCCACACUUCCCAGCUGACUCCACUGCCACUACAUAUCGACAGUGCCAUAUGCUUUUCGCAAGUCGCAAAUCCUUCCGUCCGGACGUCGAACCAUGCAGCCAUGACCACAGCUCCAGCGGCGGCACUCCUGCCUUCUGCGCCGCCAGCACUAACUGCGUUGCGGCGCUCUCCCCCUACGCCGCUGCUGCCAGCUGCCUUCCCAGGGUAUCCCUGGCGCCCUCGUCUAUCGGCGUCAGCAGACGGCUAGCGACAGCUGUGGUGGUCGCAGCAUCAUCAGGCCCCCGAGGCUCCCCAAGCGACGGCGACAGCGACAGUGUACGACAGCAGCAACCACACAGCCAGCAACAGCAGCAGCAAGAAGAACAGCGACAGCAAGCUGACGAGGGGUUGGGAGCGGAAGCCACCGCGGGCGCCGACGCUGACGUCAGAAGCAAUGCUGUCGUACAACCUGGUACGACAGCCGUGUUGGAAGACGCCGCCGCUUCUGGCACCAGGGGUGCAGCUGACGCGGCACGUUCCUCCUCCGCCAAGGCCAACGUUGACGCCGCCGUUGCCAUGGAAGCAGCCGCCUCUGCCGUCGGGACCGAUGUUGUCCGGGCCGCAGAUGGUGGUGGUGGUGGUGGUGAGGGGCAAUCGGAGUAUGUUGAGGAGUACGAAACAGUGUACGAAACGGAGUCAGAGGAACGUGUUGACGGCGACGGUGGCGGCGUCGGGGUCAAAGGCAUCAGCCCAGCUGAGGCGGAGGCGGCGCUGGUGGGCAGCUCGCUGGCGGAGGCGGAGGCGGGUACGACAGCAGCUGGUACGGCAACGUUGAGAAGCGGACAGGAGGCGUUGGUGCCCUCGGCGCCCCCGACCAGCAGCUCCCCUCAUCAACACCACCCCCACCAGCAGUACCCCCACCUCAGCACCACCAGCAGCCCCCCCGCUGCCGGCCUGCCAGCCGGGCCGCUGUGGGCCCACGGCGGUGUGGGCGGCUGGGCGGUGGCCGCCGCACUGCUGCUGGCCAUCCGGCUGAGUCGCCUCACAGCGGAUGCGGAGCGAGCAGACCUGCAGGCGCUGGAGGCCCGGCAGUCGGAGGGUCGGCAGCUGGAUGCGCAGCUGCGGGCGAAGCGGCGAGCCUACCUGGCGGAGCAGCAGCGGCGGCUGGAGGAGGAGGCGGCGCGCAGGGUUGCUGAGGCCAAGGCGCGGCAGGAGGAGGAGGCGCGCGCUACUGCGGAGCGGCAGCGGCAGUGGCAGGAGGAGGCGGCGAGGGAGGCGCAGCGCAUGCAGGAGGCCCAAGCGGCUGCCCGGCGCGUGUACGAGGAGCGGGAGGCCCGGCUGGCGGGGGAGCUGGCGGCGCGGGCGGAGGUGGAACGGAGGCUGCGGGAGGAGGCGGAGGCGCGCAGGAGGGAGGAGGCGGAGGCCAGGAAGCGAGCGGAGGCAGAGGCGGCGCAGCGAGCCGCGGAGCAGAGGGCGGCGGCGGCAGCAGCGGAGGCGGC